Messenger RNA from Babesia bigemina, 216 nucleotides. RefSeq lists its product as hypothetical. The coding region runs from base 1 to 216 and encodes 71 amino acids. NCBI's taxonomy places the organism in Eukaryota, Apicomplexa, Aconoidasida, Piroplasmida, Babesiidae. The record is from RefSeq and is a predicted model, not a curated record. The transcript has a single exon.
AUGACAGUGGUGACCAAGCAGCUGACCAAUGUUCUGACCAAGGUGCUGACCAAUGCCAUGACCAGAGUGGUGACCAAGAAGCUGCCCAGAGUGGUGACCAAGAAGCUGCCCAAAGUGGUGACCAAUGUGCUGACCAAUGUGGUGACCAAUGCCAUGACCAAAGCGGUGACCAAGUUGAUGGCCACGGCAGCGAUGACAUGGUCACGGCAGCGAUGA